Pelagomonas calceolata is the source of this 1952-nucleotide messenger RNA. The record is from the annotation of a GenBank genome assembly. NCBI's taxonomy places the organism in Eukaryota, Pelagophyceae, Pelagomonadales, Pelagomonadaceae.
CGGCUGUCAAACGGGUGCGAUCGACACUGACGACGUGCAGCUGGCGUCAUUGGUCGCGCCGCGCCUAUAUACCAGCGCGCGCUACCCAAUCGACGUCGCUGCGCGACUGGGCAGCCCCAGAGUCUGCCAGGCUGCACUUGUGUAAAAGAGUAGACACGCCGUCGACGGCUGGGCAGCCACCGUGUGAUGUCGUUCCGCCGCGAGAGCGCCGGGUCGCCGCCCCAGAGCCGCCCGAACCAUGAAGAAGAAAAACUAGAUCGCCAUGCGGCUCUAUCCCCGGACCACCUGCCGCCGAGCCCACAAAACAGAUUCGACGCCCCCACGAAGCAGCUCUCCGGUUUGGACAGAGCGGCCGCCGACGCCUGUCUGGAGAAGAACUCCAAGUUUCGAAGUGCCGUGAAGGGCAUCAUCCGAGCACGACGACGACGACGAGGCAAGAAAGUACAAGUAGGCUACAAGAUCAACGGGAUCAGGAAUGUCCAUAGCAUCGACUGCAUGUUCACGGUGGACUUUAAAGUGUUCUACUACUGGACCGACGACAAGUGCAAAGGAAGAAAAGGCAGAUUAGAGUUAAAUGAACCAGGAUUAUUCAACCCCGAACUAGUGAUAGAUAACGACGCCGGCCUCCAAUUGACGCACUGGGAGUUCCAGGUCAAGGAUUCGAAGACUGGCCUGGUCAAGCUGUCCGAGUACUACCGGGGUAAACUCAUGAUACCGAAUAUGAGCUUAGAUAUGUUCCCCUUUGAUUUUCAAAAUUUACGUAUAUGUAUAAAACCGCACAAGAAGACGAUUGACGAGGUAGAACUCCACCCCUUACCAGAUGAGUGCGCGAUCGAGCACCACGCGCGCCACGAGUGGAACGUGAUUGGGUCGAGGACGGCCAUGUACGCGACGAACCCGGAACAUAGUACGACGGCCAAGGUCUACUCCGCGUUGCAUGUCAUCGUGUUGGUCGAGCGCGAGUCCGACUGGCACGUGCGCAUGAUCAUGUGGCCGAUCUUCCUGAUCAACAUCUGUGCUUGGUCGGUCUAUGCCUUUCCGCUGGAGGACCUUGCGGGGAGGAUGGAGACCUCCGUUGCUUUAUUGUUGACGAAUGUCGCGACGCGAUUCACUACCUCAGACUACAUGCCAAAAGUACCCUAUAGUACGCUCUGCGACGAAAUUCUGGACUGGUGCUUCUUCUUCCAGUUUAUUGGAUUGGUGUCGAAUCCGUUGCUGUAUCUGGGAUGGAGAUUAGGAGGCGGCAAGAAGGCGCGGUGGACAUCGGCACUAGGUCUGGGUACGGUACGCUAUGUGGAACUCGCCAAUGUACUCAUGUUCAUAAUAAUGGUGUUCUGCCUCAUCUCAUUGACGUCGUGGAAGAAUGCCAAACUAAAAAAACACCGAGCAGAGGCGCAAGAGUGGAAAAGACAAGCAUUGCCGGCGUCGGAGCCGGUCCACGGCUCCGGAACCAAACUCGCGGACAACGGCGAGAAGACCAUCGCCGGUAGACUGCUAUCGUCGUUGCAGCUCCUGAAAACGCCCCUGGCGCGACGAGAUAGCACCGAGGGACUGCCGUCCGCAACUUCGAAGGAUGCGCCCGUCGCGCCCAUCCGCUUCCACCACGACCCGAAACAUCGAGGAGCCGAAGGGUUGGUGCCGCGCGUGAAGUCCGCGUUUGAUAUCUUAUCUCCCAGCCACAGAAGAAGGACCGCGAAGCGCUACAAGUCGUCUUUGGCCGCUCCCGACGGCCACCGCGACUUCCAGGCGUUCUUGGAGGAGGGCGAUUCCGACGUGUCCACGCCCCAGACGCCGGGCGAAGAGCGCUUUACGAAAGCUUUGUUGGAUGAGGAGUCUACGCCGUCGAUCGGCCGGCGGCGGACGUCUGGGCUUCCUCCGGACAACGGGUCCAUGUCUAUGAGAAGGGGCCGGGCGCCGGCGUCGCGCGCCGCGGCCGGGGAGACGUAAGGGUC